AUGGCAGUACUUGGGGCUGUUAGCGUUGGCCUCUUGCUCUCUGCCAAUGGAGCCGUGGCCACACCAGGAUUCAGAAAUUCCGCCAGUCCAAGCUAUCGCAGCGCUGAAGUCUGUCCUGAGCGAUGCAGUGUUUCUGGGCCUAGCACGGGGAACUGGUCUGUGUAUCCCAACUUUAAGCAGAUCAAGAAAUGCAAACAGACCAUGUUCUACGACUUUUCUCUCUACGACCCUGUUGACGACCAGGCUAAGAAUCACAAGAUCCAUGCUUGCUCGUCUUUCGGUCCUGAUUUCUCGCAGAUCCCCGCUUUGGGCGCACGGAUCGCUUCCGUGGAGUCUGUUGAUGUUAAGUUUGAGAUGGGGUGGUGGAAGGAGGGGUUUGGGCUUGCGACUUCGGGACUGCGGUCACUUGUCAAGCAGAUUCGUCAGUAUGCUGAGAAUGGACAUGGAGCCGCGGAUAGGCCCUUUAUUAUCUAUGGCCAGUCUGGUCAGGCCACCAUUGGUCUCUAUAUUGGCCAGGGUCUGCUGAACCAAGGCCUCAGCGAGUCUGCCUUAAAGAUCUUCCAAGAUAACCUCGAAAACCUCAACGUUUCGACACCGAGUUUAGCCAUGCAGCUCUGCGAGCAGAACUAUGACAGCACACACAUUUUCGGAGUCAUGGCCAUAAGCAGUGGUACGUUCACUCCCAUCCAGGACGCUAUUAAGUCUUGGGCCAACGCGACGUGCCUGUCGUUCGAGGGGUCCACCAAGUUUCCUGGCCUGGCCAUGUUUACCACGCCGCGUCUACACGUGAAUCCCACCAUUACCACCACCAACUCAACUGCUGUGACUAGGAAGCUCCACGCUCGUGCUGAGUGUAGCACGGUCCAGGUUGAAUCUGGCAAUGGCUGUGCGGACCUGGCUGCAAAGUGUGGUAUUUCGAGAGCCGACUUUACCAAGUACAACCCUGGCGAUAACUUCUGUUCGACAUUGAAGCCCAAGCAGCACGUUUGCUGCUCCAAGGGAGACCUUCCGGAUUUCAGCCCCAAGCCUAACAAGGAUGGCUCAUGCCAUACAUACCAGGUCAAGGAAAAUGAUAACUGCGACAAUCUCGCUGCCGAGUACAGCCUCACGAAGGAAGAUCUUGAAGACUUCAACAAGAACACCUGGGGCUGGAACGGCUGUAAGCUUCUGUUUAAGGACAUAAUUAUGUGCUUGAGCGAAGGUACUGCGCCUUUCCCUGCCUCGAUUGCCAACGCAGUGUGUGGUCCCCAGAAGCCAGGGUCCGAGCCGCCCACCGAUGGCUCGGAUAUUGCUAAUCUCAAUCCCUGCCCGUUGAACGCCUGCUGCAAUAUCUGGGGGCAAUGUGGUAUUACCAAGGACUUUUGCAUUGACACCAAUACCGGCGCCCCGGGGACUGCCGAGCCGGGCACCUACGGCUGUAUUUCCAACUGCGGGAUGGAUGUUGUUAAGGGCGACGGAACCGGCGCUAUUAAGAUUGCCUACUAUGAAGGUUACUGCUUGAGCCGGGAGUGCCUGUUCCAAGAUGCCUCCCAGAUCGACACCUCGCAGUAUACACACAUCCACUUUGGCUUUGGCACGUUGACACCCUCCUUUGAUGUUGAGACUGGUGAUGCGCUGUCCUCGUACCAAUUCGGUGAAUUUAAGCGUAUCUCUGGCGCGAAGAAGAUCUUGUCGUUCGGUGGCUGGGACUUCUCAACUAUGCCUGAUACAUAUCAGAUUUUCCGCAAUGGAGUCAAGCCUGAGAACCGGCUUACGAUGGCUACGAAGAUUGCAAACUUUAUCAAGGAGAAUAACCUUGAUGGCGUCGACAUUGACUGGGAGUAUCCCGGGGCUCCUGAUCUUCCGGACUUCGAUCCCGGUACUAAGGAAGAGGGUCCUAAUUACCUCGCCUUCCUUGUUGUUCUUAAAAACCUCCUGCCCGGUAAAUCUAUCUCCAUCGCCGCUCCUUCCUCCUACUGGUACUUAAAGCAGUUCCCCAUCGCGCAAAUUAGUAAGAUUGUGGAUUACAUUGUCUACAUGACCUAUGAUCUCCAUGGUCAGUGGGAUUCCCACAACAGUAACUCCCAAGAGGGAUGUGACAGGGGUAAUUGCCUGCGCAGUCAGGUCAACCUGACAGAGACCAGGCAGUCAUUGGCGAUGAUCACCAAAGCAGGUGUUCCCGGAAGGAAGGUAAUUGUCGGUGUGACUAGCUACGGGCGAUCCUUUAAGAUGGCCGAGGCAGGGUGCUGGGGCCCCGACUGUAUAUUCACCGGUGACCGGCUGAAUUCAAAUGCGAAGAAGGGAAAAUGCACCGGCACAGCUGGGUACAUUGCUGACGCUGAGAUUGCUGAGAUCUUGAACAAGCCAGGCCGAGUUGUUAAACACUUUGUCGACUCCAGCAGCAACAGUGACAUUCUUGUCUAUGAUAACACGGAAUGGGUCGGCUACAUGAGCGCUGCAACCAAGAAGACACGCACAGCCCUCUACUCCGCCUGGGGUCUGGGAGGCACCUCUGACUGGGCCAGUGAUUUGCAGAAAUACCAUGAUGUGCCCGGACCGGCAACGAGCUGGGGUGUGUUCAAGCAACUCGCCCUCGCCGGGGAAGACCCCAAGACGGACCACACGCGGAACGGCAACUGGACCGAAAUGGAUUGCACGCAUAAAAUGAUUGUCGACUCUACAUGGUACACGCCCUCUGACCGGUGGAAGACUUUGAACGCGGAUGCUGCAUGGGCGGACGUUGUUAGGAUCUGGGAAGACACGGACGAGCCAAGACACGGGAUCAAGUUUAUGCAGUCGGUCUCAACUACCCUCCAUAUCGGAGCUGAGGCCAACUGCGGGGAGUUGGUCUCGAACAGCUGCGUCGCGAAGGACUGCCCAGAUGGUGCGAACGGUGACACGUCGGGACCCGCGGCGCAGCUUAUCUGGAACUCGCUGGUGAAAAUCCAUAAACUAUACGCGGACUAUCACAAGACUCUGUUCGAGGCCGCAGCGAUUGGCAGCACAGCGCUCGAUGAUCUGGAGAAUAAAUUUGCGCCGAUCCCGCCCGAGGAGGACAAUACCUGGCGCUUGCUGCUUAUUGACCUUAUCACCCUUGGAGCCCUCGGGACUGCUGGGCCUUUCUUCAACACGGCCCUUAAGAACCUCCCUUAUUUCCUCGAGAAAGGAAGCACCUUUGACAAUGUCAAGGAUACCACCAUGACCGUGAUCGGACAGGGUACAACCAUCGCCAAGGACGUGUUACCCAGUAAGGACGCCCCAUGGAAGCCGGAGGCACAGGAUGAAUUCUCAAACUAUAUGGGGCAAGUCAUCAAUGGCUGGGCCAAUGUUACCUCUCUUGCACUCGAGGAAUUAUUCAACGGAAGCCCGGAGUCGAUCAAGAUCCUUGAGGACACCAUAUCCAACGGAAAGCUCAUCGAGGAUGGUAAAUUCGAAUCAGAGCCCCGAGAGACCGGCAAUGUGAAGAAUGAGCUACGAGCCAAUAUUCAAAAGUGCUUCUUCGGCUACUCCAUCCCUGCUCUCUGGCAGGUUUCGAAAGCCUACGCCUUUAUCAUCGACGCUGGCCACGGGUGUGAUGAAGGAAAGCAACUCAGCAACUACCUCGACGACGACACCAUGGACGCCACAGGCGCCUGCGUCGACGGGCGACAAUACUACCUCGCAUACCCUGACGGUGACGCCGUAGAAUGCCACUGCGUGUACCACGACGGAGGACACUGCGAGCGCGUAUGCGUAGACAACAAAUUCUCUGCCCCCCCAGGCCUCGACUCCCUCGGCAACGGCAACUUCGGCGGCAUUACCAGAGACGACCUGAUUAAGGGCUCUGUCCGCACGUGGAUGAAAAACGGCAAGGAAAACGGCGGCGGCUUCGCGGACCCGACUAACGAGGGCACAAUCGACAACCUGAUGGACGUGGACGUCACAACGCCCGGAUUCAUGCGUAUUCCCGUCUGUAGCCCCGAGCGUGCCUUUCAAUCCUGGGACACGGCCAAGGCGGGCUCGAGCGACUUCUACCCCUGCGAUAUCCCGCCGGGCAAGGACACCUGCGGGGACUCGACGUUUGUGGACCAGACCAGCGAUGCGUCACCUAGUGUAGACGACUGUCUUACCAUUAUUAAGAAUAUCGAGGGCGACGCUAGCACGGACUGGACCACCCAGGUUGUUGGCAAAAACCAGCGCAAGGUUGCCUCGCAUGGUUCUUGUGCGUUUGGCGUGGAGGCUACCAAGGUGGACGGGAAUGUGAACUUUGUUGUUGGUGGGCAGGAUGUUAUUGAUAUUAUCAACGACAGUAUUAAGCAGUUUGCUAGGGAUGGGAAGGUUGGAGCGAAGGGGAACAUGGAUUGUAAUGGCAAUAUCAAGAGUCAGCCGGUUCUGUGGGGGCUCUACUAG
Molecule: messenger RNA, 4368 nt
Organism: Aspergillus tanneri
Lineage: Eukaryota; Fungi; Ascomycota; Eurotiomycetes; Eurotiales; Aspergillaceae
Exons: 1
Coding region: 1-4368 (1455 amino acids)
Biological process (GO): carbohydrate metabolic process
Molecular function (GO): chitin binding; hydrolase activity, hydrolyzing O-glycosyl compounds
Source: RefSeq, a predicted model, not a curated record